GGUGGCUUUGUAUUUCACCCAGGGGCAGGGGGCUCUGCUGGACCCCGCUCAGAGAGCCCUCUACAGGGAUGUCAUGCUGGAGAACUACGAGACGGUGACCUUGCUGGGAUUCCCCAUUCCCAAACCUGACCUGAUCGCCCGACUGGAACGAGGGGAAGAGCCAUGGGUCUCAGAUCUCCAGGCCAAUAACGAAAGUGUGAGCCCGAGAGGCACCCGCACAGCAGGUGAUAGGACAGUGAGUGAGAACAAGGAGGAGAUUCAACAGCAGGAAGGUCCUGAGAAAGUGGAACCGCAGGCAACAUUUUUGAGAAGAGCUGAAGGGAAUUUUUCCCAGUGCUUGGAACAAGGAAAUGCCUGGGGAGAUCGACACAGAUCAGAGAUGCAGCUGGGAAACUAUCCUGGGAAGAAACUGGAUGAAUCUAUUCAAGGCGGUGGAAGAUGCAAGAAUCCCAAGGAAACCACAGUCCAGCAGACAAGUCACAAUGAAGAAAAACCCUACAAAUGCCUUGACUGUGGGAAAAGUUUCCGUGUCAGUACAUUCCUUAUUAGACAUUGGAGAACCCACACAGGAGAGAAGUCCUAUAAAUGCAUAGACUGUGGGAAAAGCUUCAGUGAGAAGUCAAACUUUAUUGUGCACCAGAGACUGCACACAGGAGAGAAACCCUAUAGAUGCCGUCUUGAGGAUGAGAAAAGUUUUAGUCAGAGGUCACCACUUAUGGCACAUCACAGAUCCCACACAGGAGACAAGCCCUAUAAAUGCUUAGACUGUGGGAAAAGCUUCAGUGAAAAGCCACGUCUUGUUAUACACCAGAGAGUGCACACAGGAGAGAGACCAUAUAAGUGCCUUCAGUGUGGGAAAAGUUUCAGUCAGAGUUCAAACCUUACUGUACAUCAGACACUGCACACGGGCGAGAGACCAUAUAGAUGCUGUGAGUGUGGAAAAAGUUUUAGUAAAAGUUCAUCCCUUAUUCAACAUGGGAGAAUCCACACGGGAGAAAGGCCAUAUAAAUGCCUUGACUGUGGGAAAGGUUUUAUCGAAAGUUCAUCGCUUACUACACAUGGGAGAAUCCAUACAGGAGAAAGACCUUAUAAAUGCCUUGAGUGUGGGAAAAGUUUCAGUUUGAAAUCAACGCUUAAUUCACAUCAGAAAACCCACUCAGGUGAGAAACCCCAUAAAUGCCUGGACUGUGGGAAAACUUUCAGUCUGCACUCACACCUUAAUAAACAUAGGAAAAUCCACACGGGAGAGAGACCAUAUAAAUGCCUUCAGUGUGGUAGAAGUUUCAUUCAGCACUCAAACUUUAUUAGACAUCCAUGUCUGAGGACAAGAGAGAGACGCUACAAAUGCCUUCAGUGUGAGAAACUUUUCUGUGCGGGAUCGGACCUUAUUAAACAUGAGAGAACCCACACUGGCGAGAAACCAUAUAAAUGCUUGGACUGUGGGAAAAGUUUUGGUCAGAGCUCAUACCUUAUUAAACAUAGGAAAAUCCACACAGGAGAGAGACCUUAUAAAUGUUUUGAGUGUGGGAAAAAUUUCAUUUAUCAAUCAGUCCUUAUUAAGCAUCAGAGAAUCCACACAGGUGACAAACCUUAUAAAUGCCACGACUGUGGGAAAAGUUUUGUUGACAAAACAAAACUUACUAGACAUCAGGCAAUCCACACAGGAGAGCGAUCGCAUAAAUGCUUGGACUGUGGGAAAAGCUUCAUUCGGAAGUCACAACUUACUAUACACCAGAGAGUUCACACCGGAGAUAGACCCUUUAAAUGCUUUGAAUGUGGGAAAAGUUUUAGUCAGAAGUCACAUCUUACUACACAUCAGCGAACCCACACAGGAGAGAGACCUUAUAAAUGCCAGGAGUGUGGGAAAAGUUUUAUUUAUAACUCAAAGCUUACUACACAUCAGAGAACCCACACAGGAGAGAGACCCUAUGUAUGCCUUGAGUGUGGGAAAAGUUUUAUGGAAAGUUCAUCCCUUAUUAAACAUGGACGAAUCCAUACGGGAGAAAAACCCUACAAAUGCCUCGAGUGUGGGAAAAGUUUUAUGGAAAGUUCAUCCCUUACUCAACAUGGCAGAAUCCACACAGGAGAAAGACCUUACAAAUGCCUCAAGUGUGGGAAAAGUUUCAAUAUGAAAUCAACCCUUAAUACACAUCACAAAACUCACACAGGAGAGAAACCCCAUAAAUGCCUGGAGUGUGGGAAAACUUUCAGUCUGCGCUCACACCUUACUCAACAUGGGAGAAUCCACACAGGAGAGAGACCUUAUAAAUGCCUUGAGUGUGGGGAAAGCUUCAAUAGGAGCUCAAAGCUCACCAAACACCAGAAAAUCCACAAAGGUGAGAGACCCUAGAAAUAGCUUGACUGCAAGAAAAGAUUCAAUUUGACUUCACACAUCAGUGAUCAACACAACAGAGAGACCUUAAACGUGGGGGAAGCUUCAUUUGGUGUUUCCGGAGUAUCAGGGAUCCACAAAUCUGCACAGGGAAGAAACAUCUGAGACAUUCUUAGUGUGGAAAAUGCUCCAAGUGGAGCUAACCCUGCAUUGGAUAUAAGAGACUCCUCCAUAUGGCAGGGAAAUUCUGUGGGUGUCCUGAGUAGGAUUGGCCAUGAUGACAAACCUAUUUCCUCGUUCCCACACACAUCAGGGGUGUUUGGCUCCCAAGGAUCAACCUGCCUGUCACUGGAAUGAGGAUCCAGCAGCAGCUGGCCAGUGACCCUCUGGCUCUGCCUGGUCUAAGCAAACCCCGGGCAGAGGAGGAGAAGCCCCGAUCAGCCCCUCCUCCCUGCUGCAGCCCUGGCAGCUGAGCAGAUAGGCCAAAGGUGGGGGAAGGAAGAGAAACUCCUCCGGAUGCUCCGUUUGGCUGAAGAUCCCCCCUCUUUCUUCCCCUCCCAACUGGGAUCUCCCUGCCAUGAAGAGGAGGAGAAGGAUACUUGGGCCAGGCCCCAUCAUCACUCUAAGCACUGGUCCUCACCCCCUAUCUUGUACCACUCCCUGGGCUGGGCUCCCCACUGACCUGGAGCUGUUCUCUGCAGUGGGAGUGUCCCAAGGGACUGGUAACUCCUCCCCUUCCUGAAUCCCCCAGGGCGCUGGGCUCUGGGGGAUCAAAUAUUGAGGGACCAGGAGGAUGGGUUAUGGGGAGGGAACUGGGGAUGGAAUAGUUGGUGCUGGUGGAGCUGGGAAGCAGGAGGUGCUGGGAUAUUGGAGAUAAUAGGCUAAGAGGCGAGGGACAGCACAGGGGCAGAGAAGUGCUGCCUCUCAUCACUCACUCCUUCUGCCCCUUCUGCAUUCAGACAGAACCACUGAGAGGGGCUGAUUCCCACAGAGCCAUUUGGGGAAGGCCGAGAGAUCCCACCUUUGCUUCCGAGCAUCUGUUUAUGGUAGGAAAUGAGGUCAGGAUUAGCCAGCGCAUCUCUGUGACCCUCCACCAGAUUUCCUACUAUAACCUCAUCCUGAGCAUCUUAUGUGUAAGGCUAAGAUUUUGUCAUGGAUAUUUUUAAGAAAAGUCAUGGACAGGUGACAGGCAAUUAAGAAAUAUUCACGGCAGCCUGUGACCUGUCUGUGAUAUUUACUAAUAAUAUCCGUGACAAAAUGGGGUGGGAAAAAGCUGCAACACCCCUUGUUGGAGCUCUGAGGUCCCAUGGCAGCUGUGCAGAUGCGGGGGCCCUGGCUGGGAGCUGCAUGGGCCCCCUGCCACCCGUGGCUUGGAGCUCUGGGACCCCAGCCCCCACAACGACUGAGAUCUGGAGGCCACCCCUGAGAGCCAGGUGCUGCGGUGUACCCCCAUGGCCUGCAGCAGCUCAGAGCUCCGGGGGGCAGCUGUCGGAUACUGUGGGCAGCAGGGAUCCCCCUGGGCUGAAG
Messenger RNA from Gopherus evgoodei (Goodes thornscrub tortoise), 3859 nucleotides. Its product is annotated as zinc finger protein 260-like. The record is from RefSeq and is a predicted model, not a curated record. NCBI's taxonomy places the organism in Eukaryota, Metazoa, Chordata, Testudines, Testudinidae. The transcript has 3 exons. Bases 74 to 2350 code for a protein of 758 amino acids. Gene Ontology annotation, biological process: negative regulation of transcription by RNA polymerase II. Gene Ontology annotation, molecular function: DNA-binding transcription activator activity, RNA polymerase II-specific; RNA polymerase II cis-regulatory region sequence-specific DNA binding; DNA-binding transcription repressor activity, RNA polymerase II-specific. Gene Ontology annotation, cellular component: nucleus.